Sinocyclocheilus anshuiensis is the source of this 1026-nucleotide messenger RNA. Its product is annotated as sulfotransferase 1C4-like. The record is from RefSeq and is a predicted model, not a curated record. Bases 118 to 999 code for a protein of 293 amino acids. The transcript is spliced from 8 exons. Gene Ontology annotation, molecular function: sulfotransferase activity. Lineage: Eukaryota; Metazoa; Chordata; Actinopteri; Cypriniformes; Cyprinidae.
UACAAAUCAGAAUGUGUACAAACCAGUAGCUUACUGAGCAGUUGUGCAACAACAAAACGCACAUUACAUUCACCGUCUGCUUCAGUCCAAGGUUCUCAAGCUAAUGUUAAGGAAAAUAUGGAUGGGACAACACGCGAAAGGCUGAGCCAAAUUCAGGGUGUCCCAUUACUAGAGCCGGUGGUGAAGUACUGGGCAAGAGUGGAGAAAUUCCAGGCGUCAAAUGAGGAUUUACUCAUUACCACGUAUCCUAAAGCAGGAACUACGUGGACACAGGAAGUAGUGGAUAGCAUCCUGAAUGAAGGAGAUGUUGAAAAGUGCAAGCGGGCGCCCACUCAGGUGCGCAUGCCAUUCUUAGAGAUGACUGCUCCUGAUGGUUCAAGUUCUGGUAUAACUAAACUGGAGGUUAUGGAUCCCCCUCGUGUUAUUAAAACUCAUCUUCCCAUCCAGCUUGUGCCUCGUUCUUUCUGGGAUGCUGGUUGCAAGGUUAUUUAUAUGGCCCGUAAUCCGAAAGACACUGUGGUUUCAUAUUAUCACUUUGACCGCAUGCAUCUUUACCAGCCAGAGCCUGGCCCUUGGCCACAAUAUCUGGAGAAGUUCAUGAAAGGGCAAUUGGGUUGGGGAUCCUGGUAUGACCAUGUUAAAGGAUACUGGAGGGAAAGACAUAACAAGAAAAUCCUUUACAUAUUAUAUGAAGACAUGAAAGAGGACCCUGUUCGCGAAAUAACCCGCAUUGCUCAAUUCCUCGAACGGCAGUUGUCAAAAAGUACAAUAGAGCAUAUUGUGCAAAUGACAGCGUUUUCAGUUAUGCGAGAAAACCCCAUGGCAAACUACUCAACUAUCCCAGAUACAAUCUUUGAUCGUGCAGCCUCAGAGUUCAUGAGAAAAGGUGAGGUUGGUGACUGGAAGAAUCACUUUAGUGCAGAAGAGGAUGCUGCAUUUGAGGAACACUAUCGUAAAAUAAUGUCUGAUUGUCCUAUUCCAAUACGGUUCACAAUAUGAAAGAUUGAAAUGGAGUGUGUCUGUUUC